AAGUUAGCUAGCAAUGGAGGCAGAGAGCCGGUAGAGGAGGAGAGGACCGCAGCAUCAUCCUCACACAUCGCCAUGAGAGCAGCUGAAGCAUAGAACCCAGAACCACGCGACGGGGGAGGACUGACUGUGACGACAAAGAUGAGCCGCUACUGCUCGGACAACAACAACUUCCCCUAUGACAACAACGUCCUGGUUUUGGACAUGGUGCUGGGCUCUAUGUGGGGAGUACCCCAGCCCAUAAACUGGGACAACGUCGCCAAGCUGGUCCCAGGAUUCACUCCCAAGGAGUGUGCCCGUCGAUUUGAGGAGCUGAAGAACACAGGGGGGUUCCCUCAUGUCGACAACCAAUGUAAUACUCUGACAGAGGGAGGUACCUCCUCUUCAAAUGGCCUGUCUAUCCUGCUGGACACUGGGGAGACGGUCGACUCAGGAGACAGCCAGAGCAGCAGCAAAGUUACAGGCUCUAAAUCGACGCUCUCAGGAAGGGUUGGGGGGGGUGUGGAGAAGAAAGAGAAACGAGUGUCAGUAGAUGAGGACGACCGACCUCAGAAGCCAAGAGAUCCCAAUAUGGUCAUCCAUGUGUGUGAUGAGACUAAGAACCUGAAGCAGGACUUCACCUGUCCCAGAGAUCUUCUCGUCAAAGAGAUGCGUUACUUCGCUGAGUACUUGUCUGUGGACGCCCAGAGAUGGGAGGAAGUGGACAUCUCAGUGCACUGUGACGUGCAGAUCUUCGACUGGCUCAUGAAUUACGUCAGGAGGAACUCCGCAGGAGAGGGAAACAGGGACAAACCCCGGCUCGAGCCCAGCAAUGUGAUCUCAAUCCUGAUCUCCUCCGAGUUCUUGAAGAUGGAUACGUUAGUGGAUGAAUGUAUCCAGUACUGCUACAAAUACAUGAGCGCCAUCGUGGCUACACCCUGUAACAUGAACUGCAUCAACAGCAACCUGGCCACACGCAUCGCCGAGUUCUUCAGCCACAACGAGGCGGACGACAUCAGGGACAAAAAGGACAAGUUCAAGAGCAAGUUGUUCCAGAAGAAAAUCGAGCGUCUCUUCGAUCCCAGCUAUCAGAGCAGAGAUUCACCGGGCAACGCCUCAACCCUCUACAGGUGUGGUUUGUGUGUGAAGAUGCUGACCAAAGACACAGAGAGGAAGAUUUGUUGUGUUCCAGGGAAAAUCAACGUCGAUGCUCAAGGAGAAAUCAUCUAUACCCACACAAGACAGAGGAGUUGGGACGUGCAUGAUUACAUUAGUGGACUAUAUGAGGAGCUCAAGUCCUGGGUCCUGGUUUACUGGAGAAUCUGGGGUACAAUCAACUACCUCACCUGCUCCCGGUGCCAACAGUUGUUUGUCUGUGCAGAGCUGACCCACUGCAAGUACCAUCAAGACAGUGUUCUGUACCCUGGCCCUGGUGCUGAGAAGGGCUUGCAUGGUGCAGGAGUUUAUCCCUGCUGUAACCAGAGGGUUCUCCGCUUUGACCCCACUGGAAUGCCCAAGGGCUGUAAGAUGCGGGACCACAUAGUGAACCUACCUGAUGAAGAGAACUGUGAUGAGGUGACCUCAGCUCAGACCAGAGUCCUCAAUGACCUGCUGCUGCACAGAGACGCAGUGUGUGUGUCCAACACACCACCGGUAGAUGGUACUGAGGAGAGUCCGUCCACUGCCGAGAAGGUUCAGGACUGUGAUGUUCUCUUGGAGCCAACACUCCUCGGACCUCUGAGAGGAGACGGCAGCACAUUUUCCCUCUUGAAAAACUGGAGUCUGCAGCUGAGGCACCAGUCUCUUCUGUCAGAGGACGAGGAGUACACCACGGGGUCAGAGGUCACUGAAGAUGAGGUGGGGGAUGAAGAGGAGCUGUCCAAGAAACAAGCUGCUAAGAGGGCAAAGAAGGCUCACAGACCUCUGAAGAAACAAAUGUCCUCUCCCAACUUCCAACGCAAAGACAAACCAGAGAAAUCACAGACGAGGGACAACACACCUUUCGUAGUGAGCGUUCAGAGAAGUAAGUGGGACAGCUCUCGCUCCAUGCGCUACAACCAGGACGCUCAGAGAGAAGAAGACCAGCGUCGCAUGGUGGAGAUCAUCGGCCACCUGACGAAGACGAGGUUUGGAGACGAGGAGCAGAGCAGAUCUAAGGACACUAAAGAGCCGGCAGGGGGAACCUACUCCAGAUUGGAAGGGCAGUUUAAAAGUACAUCUCAAGCCAGACAGAGUUCAGAGAAGACACCCAGAUCUAAAACUCGCUACGCUCAGAUCCGGACAACGUAAAGGAACCGGUGGGAAGAAGGCCUCUGGGCUGAUGAAAAGACAGUUCAGAAGAAACGAGGAAGAGGCGAGAUCUUCCUGUGUGGAGGAAAGUAACUUCCUAUCGGCAGCCCCCUCCAGCACGGCCACCUCUUAUAACUGUGGACCAUCCUUUCACACUUAC
This is a messenger RNA of Pleuronectes platessa (European plaice), 2425 nucleotides long. RefSeq names its product SANT and BTB domain regulator of CSR (gene sanbr). Lineage: Eukaryota; Metazoa; Chordata; Actinopteri; Pleuronectiformes; Pleuronectidae. The record is from RefSeq and is a predicted model, not a curated record. The transcript is spliced from 21 exons. The coding region runs from base 139 to 2265 and encodes 708 amino acids.